GACGCUCGAGCUACACCGGAACCGUUGAGCAGGGGAAAGAAAAAUGGCGAAUCUCGUGGAGGCGACAACCCAACAGCAGUUUGAAGACUUCUUAGCCAAAGCUGGAAAAUGCCUGACCGUGGUACAUUUCCAGGCGGCAUGGGCUCCUCAGUGCGGCCAUAUGAACGAGGUAAUGGCCGAGCUGGCUAAGGAACACAUAAGCACCACGUUUGUCAAGAUGGAGGCGGAAGCGGUGCCGGAGGUGUCGGAGAAGUAUGAAAUCUCCUCUGUCCCCACUUUCCUUUUCUUCAAAGGGGGGGAGAAAGUGGACCGCCUGGACGGGGCCCAUGCCCCAGAGCUGACCAAGAAGGUGCAGCGCUUGGCAGUGACCGGAAGUCCGCGUGGAAAUGCGGAAAGUAGCACCACAGACCUGAACCAGCGGCUAAAGAAGCUAAUCAACGCGGCACCCUGCAUGCUGUUCAUGAAGGGGUCAUCACAGGAGCCCCGCUGCGGCUUCAGUCGGCAGAUAGUGGCCCUGCUGAAGGAGCACAACAUCCAGUUCAGCAGCUUCGACAUCCUGUCCGACGAGGAGGUCCGACAGGAGCUUAAGACCUACUCCAACUGGCCCACCUACCCUCAGCUGUAUGUUAAUGGAGAGCUGGUGGGAGGACUGGACAUAGUGAAGGAGCUGGCAGAGUCUGGAGAGCUAGAGAACACCUGCCCCAAGGCUGUCACCUUGGAGCACCGGCUGAAGACCGUCAUCAACCAGGGCCCAGUCAUGCUGUUCAUGAAGGGCAACAAGGAGGCUGCAAGAUGCGGCUUCAGCAAGCAGAUACUGGAGAUUUUGAAUGGCACUGGGGUGGAUUAUGACACCUUUGAUAUUCUGCAGGAUGAAGAGGUGCGUCAGGCUCUGAAGACUUAUUCUAACUGGCCAACCUACCCCCAGCUCUACGUGAAGGGAGAGCUCAUCGGAGGGUUGGACAUAGUCAAGGAGCUGAAGGAGAGCGGAGACCUGGUGUCAGUGCUGAAGGGGGAGUCCUGAAGGGGGAGUCGUAGGUGGAUUUGCCAUGUCAUCAGAGACAGGAAACAAGAAGCUGUCACAUAUGCCUAGAUCUGCCCUCUGUCUCUGAUGCAAAACUACAGGAGUGCCAGGAAAGUGAGAGAAACCAUUUGUGAAGAGAAAUUAGAGUUAAUAAUCAAAUUACACUCUUCUAACCUAACUGUUGUAGCAUUUGGAUAGGUUUAUGUUCUGUUUAAAGUUAACAAUGAAACUGCAGUUAACAAUGAGGACUGACGUGGUUUUCAUUCUACAUUUUCCAUAUAGUGUUACAAGAAAGUUUUGCUUCGAGUAAUCCUUGAAAAUACAUCUUCAGGAAUGUGUAAAGUGAAAGUUAAGUGUUCCCUGUGCUUGGCCUAAUAUCAUAAAUCCCUGCAAUUAGUGAUUGGUAGAAACACCUCCUUGCUAUGUGACACUGGGUGGGAAUAGUUGAUGUUAGUUCAUAUUAUCUGUUGUCUAGGUUACAUUUUUCCCUCCAGUAUUCACAGCCUUGCACUUAACAACAGGUUUAUAUUUAGUGAUAGCUGACUCUUCCUGCCGUCCUGUCCAGCUGCUGUCCCCGCAUUCUUCACCUGAAAGACAAUAAAACUGUCUUUUACCAUAUCCAAGAAUCACUCUGGUUUAAAUACUUUAAAACAAAUUCUAUGUUGCACUUAUUGCUUUGUUUCUUCAUCAGUAACAUUAUGAUUAAACAAUAAAAAAUAUCAAAUUUU
Seriola aureovittata is the source of this 1749-nucleotide messenger RNA. RefSeq names its product glutaredoxin 3 (gene glrx3). The record is from RefSeq and is a predicted model, not a curated record. NCBI's taxonomy places the organism in Eukaryota, Metazoa, Chordata, Actinopteri, Carangiformes, Carangidae. The transcript has a single exon. The coding region runs from base 44 to 1021 and encodes 325 amino acids.